This is a messenger RNA of Protopolystoma xenopodis, 447 nucleotides long. NCBI's taxonomy places the organism in Eukaryota, Metazoa, Platyhelminthes, Monogenea, Polystomatidea, Polystomatidae. The record is from the annotation of a GenBank genome assembly.
AUCCUGAAUCUACGUACACUUCACCAGAACAUUAUCAGCUUGCUGACUCCCGUUGAACGCGUUGAGUUGAACCUCUGUCGGACGGGCAAACCGGCUGAGGCGGCAGUUGCCAGCCUGUCCGUAUUCCUGGCGCCCUGGUGGCCGAUGGAGCGGAAGACAGCAGAUCAAAAGACCAUCUCUUCUGGUGGCCCAUCCAGUCAGCUCGUCAACCCUCUUGCCUACAAUCCAUACACAGCACCAGAAUGGCGUGCUAUGAUGGCAGCUUUGGAGGCCCGUUUGGAGCCGGCCGAGUUAGCUGCUGCAAAUCGUCUGCGCUCAAGGCUGGUCAGCUGUGCAGCUGGACUGGGAAAGGCAACGUACGAGACAUGGCCUGGCCAGGACAGGACAAAAGACUCGGUCUUCAAAACUGGCCCCUCAGCUUCAGGUACCCAGUUUCGUCGUAGCUGA